Amoebophrya sp. A120 is the source of this 213-nucleotide messenger RNA. Lineage: Eukaryota; Dinophyceae; Syndiniales; Amoebophryaceae. The record is from the annotation of a GenBank genome assembly.
UGGGAAGCGGAGCUGUGGUGCUGCGGGUGCAGCAAGUAGAAGCUGUUCUAACUUGAUACCCGCUCGGCUGCUCCUUUCUCGACCACACCACGAGGAAAAUGACGAUUCACUUGGCAUCGCCACUGAGCAGGGUGGGAGGGCUCCAACAUUAUCAUGUUUUUACGCCCGGACAGCGAAGGAGGUGCGAGCAAGGACGAGGAGACGAAAGAGUAG